ACGCCGCCACCUGCCGGCCACUCUCGGAACUACAGGUUUCACAAAGGAAGCGGAAGUCGGCUGGAACGCAUAAUCCCUGGGUGGAAAACGGAUGUGAUGCACCGGGACUUCCGGUCCAGCCAGAAGCAAUGGAAACCCGAGUGGAAACGUGGAAAUGAGUCGGGUUCCGGGCUGGUCCACCAAAAAAAAUCACACAAUGGAUUACACAACUGUCCGAAUUAAAGAAGAAUCAUUCUCGGAUGAAGAACAUUUUGCUAUCGAAAUCAAGGAGGAGCCACUCUCAAGUGAUGAAGAACAAAAUCCGCACUCUGUUCCUCCCACUCUCCGCACUCAUAUCAAAGAGAAUCCACCCUCGAGUGAUGAAGAACAUAACCUGGACUCUGUUCCUCCCACUCACAGAUCUCGUAUCAAAGAGGAUGCUCUCCCAAGUGAUGACGAACAUCACCCAAAGUCUGACCCUUCCAUCAAAGAGGAACCUCUCUCUGAUGACGAUAUCAAAGACGUUUCUGUAUCUGAGAAAUACUCCCAGUGUAUGUCUUUAAUUGUGAAAGAGGAGUCGAGCGAGGAAGACGUUCUUUGUGAAGAAGAGCAGACACCGGAACAACUGCAAGACAAACCGUUCUGUUGCUCUCAGUGUGGAGAGUGUUUCAUAGAUCACUCGAUGCUUGUCAGCCAUCAGCAAAUUCACACAGGGGAGAAGCCCUAUGCCUGCUCGGAGUGUGGGAAGUGUUUUACUGCCCGCGCGACAGUGAAAGUUCACCAGCGUCUUCACACGGGAGAGAAGCCCUAUACGUGCUCCGAAUGCGAAAAGGCCUUCACAUUUAAAAGCGUCCGAGAUGCACACUUUAGGACACACACUGGCGACAAACCUUUCCCCUGCCCCGAUUGUGGUAAACGCUUUACCGUCCGAUCGACUCUUAAUAUGCACCGAAAAGUCCAUGAGGAGAGCGGGCUGUAUUCGUGUUCCGAAUGUGGGAAAAGCUUCACCAGGAAUUCCACGCUUAAGGCCCACGAGGUUGUCCACACAGGGUUCAAGGAUCACACCUGCCCAGAGUGCAAGAAAUGCUUCAGCUCAGAGUCGUCGCUCAAGCAGCACAAGAAGGUCCAUGUUGGGUUGAAACCGCAUGCCUGCCCCGAUUGUGGCAGAUGCUUUGGUCUGAAAACAAGUCUGGUGACACACCAGAGGAUCCACUCUGGAGAGAGGCCGUAUACUUGUACCGAGUGCGGAAAGAGCUUCAGCCACAGCUCCAGCCUGGUGACGCAUAAGAGGAUUCACAGCGGGGAAAGACCGUACGUUUGCUUGCAGUGUGGCAAAGGCUUUACCAGUCUCUCCGAACGCGUUGUGCAUGAGAGAACACACACCGGGGAGAAGCCCUAUUCCUGCCCCGAAUGUGGGAAGAGUUUUGUCAGCAUUUCAGAGUGUAACCGCCACCGGAAGAUCCACGCAGACCAAAAGCCCUUCACUUGUUCCUAUUGCGACAAGCCUUUCAUCCGAAAACCCGAUUUUGUCAAGCACCUUCGGAUUCACACGGGAGAGAAACCGUUUGGCUGCUCUGCCUGUGGCAAGUAUUUCCGUAGCGUCCCAGAACUCACAAAGCACCAGCGGUAUCACACCGGAGAUAAGCGGUAUCCGUGCAAAGACUGCGGGAAAUGGUUCUUCACUAGGUCGCAUCUGGUCAAACAUGAGAAGAUUCAUAUCAGGGAGCAACAAGCCGAAUGACUUCAUCUGUGCUGCGGCCCAAACUACGGAUUUCAGAUAGUGGGAAAUAGAUGACUAUAGAUGAGUAAAUACAUUUUGAAGUCUGCUAGGGAUUGGACUGUUCUAAUAGAUUUCAACCAAGACUUGAGUCUUCCUAGCCUGACUUCCAAGACCCUCCUAACUACAGGGUGGGACUUUAAAUGAGGCGCCUCCAUCCCUAA
This is a messenger RNA of Rana temporaria (common frog), 1920 nucleotides long. RefSeq names its product zinc finger protein OZF-like. The record is from RefSeq and is a predicted model, not a curated record. The transcript is spliced from 2 exons. Lineage: Eukaryota; Metazoa; Chordata; Amphibia; Anura; Ranidae. Gene Ontology annotation, biological process: negative regulation of transcription by RNA polymerase II. Gene Ontology annotation, molecular function: DNA-binding transcription repressor activity, RNA polymerase II-specific. The coding region runs from base 155 to 1720 and encodes 521 amino acids.